AAAGCCAAGAGCGCAAUAGUAUAUCAAAGAAGUUGAAAAGUCACUUUAAAAUUAGCCUUUUUUGCAUCACUAUUAUUUACCUCUUAACUUUUGCCAAAACCUGCAAUUCUCACUUUUGACGCCAAAUGUGAAUCCGAAACGGAAAAAAGCGGAGAAAGAAAAUGCAAAUGAAAACUGAGAGCCGAGUAAUUUGCGUUUAGAAAAAAGUGGAAUAAUGCUCACUUGAUGAAUGCAUGAUGAUGUUUCAAUGAGAUUUAUCGGCAAAAAAUUGUGAAGAUCAUGGAUAGCGAGAGGGAAAAGGAGGAAUUGGACCUCGAGGAUGGUGAGAUUGAGUCUGAUGGCGAUGACGAGCCGGAGAAGGCCAAAGAGGAAGCGAAGGAAGUGAAGGAGGCCAAGAAGGAGCCCGAAACGAAGCCUGAAAAGAGACCCGCGGAAGAUGUCAAAGGUGUGACGGACGAGUGGGCGGUGAAAGUUGAGAAGGCAAUAGCCAAUGUACUGAAGAAGGAUGGGAUUGAAGUGGCGGAGCCGAGAGUAGCGCCGGGGCCGUCAAAGAGACCGCGCAAUGAGGUGGAGGACCCAAAGCCGACGCGACGGCGGAAGCGGAAGCGCGAAGAACCGCGACCUGAGCGGUCUGAGCGGCCUGAGCCGAAGAGAAAGGGCGCGAAGGAGGAGGAUGAGUACGAAAUGCUGUGUAUUCGCGGCGGCAGUCCGCCGAGGAGGGAGUACGAAGGGGAUUCGGAUCAGAGCUUCAGCAGCUACUCGAGCUAUGAUUCAGGAGAUUACAGGAGACCGCGAAAGCGGCAGCAGCGCGAGAGGCGACGUGGCGGCGGGCCGAAGCAUUACGAUAAGCGACGCCAACAUGACUCGGAUACGGAGUCUCGACACCAGAGGAAGCUGGAGCUGUGCAAAUUCUACCUGAUGGACUGCUGCGCGAAGCGCGAGAAGUGUCUAUACAUGCAUUCGGACUUCCCAUGCAAGUACUACUAUCUCGGCCUGAACUGCAUCAACCGGGAGACGUGCAAAUUUUCCCACGGACGGCCGCUGACCAAUCAGCUGCGCGGUGUGCUGCUGAAGCAUCUCGAGACGGCGCCGAAGGAGAUCCUGGGCGACUUCCCGCGCCUAGGCAGGGAGCACGCCACUCACAUGCUGAAUGCCACGCACAAGAAGCUGCUGGCGGAGUUCGAGGAGGGAACGCCGAAGCAGCCGCGCAAGAGUCGCUGGUGUGGAGACGCCAGGAAGAAGCCCGAGACGAAGGAGGAUGUGCUGAGCUUGCGGCACUUGACCAAUGUGCUGUCGCAGGAGCAGAUCGACAGGAUGGCGACGAUGGGGAUCGAGACGCUGGAUCAGGUGCAGCAUCUCACGUUCAUGCAACUCACGGAAUUGGGACUGAGUUUUCAGCAACUGAGUGAGAUUCAGCUGAACACGAAGAACUUUGUGAAGCUGGGAUUGGCGAUGGGCCCGGAAGAGGGCGAAAAGGCUGAGGGAACGGCGGAGAAAGCGCCUGCUGAGGUGGACAAGGCUGAAGACACAGACAUGAGGGUAAUUGACGCGGCUGAAAUCGUGUCUCCGGAUCGCGAGGAAACGCCAGCCAUUGAGCCUGCGAGGAAGGAAAUUGUGGUGAUGGAUUUUGGAGCUCAAUCUCCUGAGGAAGGUGAACCGGAAUCAAAGCUCCUGAUCGAUGAGACAUGGUACAGUGACGACGAGGCCAGGAAAUCCAGUGAUAAUGAGUGGCCACCGGCUCCGCCAGUGGUGGAGGCGGCGGAUGUGACUAGAGUAGUUGGUGGAUCUUUGUCCAAGAUCGACUACUCAUCCCAAAUACUCCCAGAAGCUGCGACGCCUGAGCGAGAUCCGCGGAAGAGGCCGGAAAUCGCCUCACCGGACGCAAAGCAGAGACCCAGCAUCUACGAUCCAGUCGGUGAGGAGGUGGCGGAGAAUCAGGACCAGGACAUGCGGCUGCUGGUGGAGGGUAGCAUGCGCGACGUGGAUCUCAGGCUGCCGUUCAAGCCGCUCAUGACAAACUACGUGCCGGCGACAGAGAUUGACGCAUCUCUGGCUUCGCAUGCGCCCAUGCACUACAAAGUCUUUGAAUGUCUCAUCCCGCCGCCGGACUAUCGGGAGAUCCGGAAGCGAAUGCCCGCCCAGGGUAACACUCAAGAUCCGCGGCUGAGGCGCAUUCUCAGCCUGCGUGAGCCAGAAACGGCGGAGGAGCCAGAAGAGCCGCCAAAGGCGCCGAGUCCACGGCAGGAUCCGCGGAGGAAGCGCGAGGAUGUGCCCAAGAGCGCUCCAGCGGGAGGCAUUGACAUCCAGCAGGUGCUGCAGAAGUCACCGUGGUACAAGGAUUUGGGCAGCAAGAACAAGAUCAUGGUGAAUCAGCAAUUGGCAGUGCUGUCGGCCGAACUGAAGCGCUUUGCUGCUGAUCCCAAUCCGGGAAAAGUGUUUGACCUCAGCGUGGUGGCGCAUAAUCCCACGCUGCAGCACAUCCUGGCGCAGCUGGGUAUCUGUCUGAGCGAGAGUGGACAGUUCACGAUGGUGGAGGAGGGGGGACAGCGCAUGAUAGAAUGGAUGGCGCCGAGAUUGCCGGGAUUCAUGCCGCCAAAUCGGCCGGGAUUGCUGGGAGUGGCGCCGAUGCCACCCUUUGACGCGUUCUAUGGCGGCGGCAUGCCGGACUUCUUCAAUCAGCCGCCGCCGGGAGACAUGCCGCGGCCCAGGCCACCCUUCCGCGGCCGGCCUGGCGGUUGGGCUGGAGGCCGUCCGAGGCGGCAUUUUGACGCCCAACGGCAAGGAAGACGCGACAAAUCCACGAAGAACUGAGCGCGACCGCUGUGUAUAACUGGACAGUUGAAUUUAUCUGCACCGCUAAUGAGGCGACAAUUCUGCCCGGAUCCAUGAGCGCUUCCGAGUUGGGCAGAGAGGCUCUGUGAAUCCGUCAGUUGACUUUGGCGGGAAGCUUAAGCGAUUUUAUGGAUUUUAUCAACAUUUCAUCAGAGUCGUGAGUAAUAAUCAUUGUAAAAAAUAUGAUUUGUAUAAAAUAAAACACACCUAAAAUUUAUUUACA
Phlebotomus argentipes is the source of this 3055-nucleotide messenger RNA. It is a transcript of the gene su(sable), whose product is annotated as protein suppressor of sable. NCBI's taxonomy places the organism in Eukaryota, Metazoa, Arthropoda, Insecta, Diptera, Psychodidae. Gene Ontology annotation, biological process: negative regulation of DNA-templated transcription. The record is from RefSeq and is a predicted model, not a curated record. The transcript is spliced from 4 exons. Gene Ontology annotation, molecular function: metal ion binding; RNA binding. Gene Ontology annotation, cellular component: nucleus. Bases 280 to 2811 code for a protein of 843 amino acids.